UCCCGUGGCACGUACACCCGAACGAUGUACGGCGCGGCCGUGGCGGCCGGAGUGGCCCAGCGCUAGUAUAGCGAGGAAUACCGGCGUACAUUCAGCUACUCCAUCCCACAAUUGCAAGGGCAUAGGUAGGGACGAGCUUAACUGCUAAUCGGGAGACUUAAAGAAACGUCAGAUCAAUUUUAAUGCUAGACACUGAGUUGCACUUCAAACCGACAGUACUAAUCAUGAGUAAUUCCGAAUUUAAAGGCCAAAUUUUGAUAUAUUCUAUCGUUGGAUGCCCGUUCUGCAUGCGAGCUAAACAGACUUUGCAAGAUCUUGAAUUGCCUUAUUUGGACGUUAACCUCGAUUCUUAUGGUGAAAAAGUACGGAAAGAAGUCCGGGAAAGGACUGGUAGGAGUACAGUUCCACAAAUCUUCUUUAACGCAAGGCAUGUUGGUGGCUUUGAUGAUUUACAAGCCUUGAUUGCUGAUAAGGAUAAUUUCAAUCAAUUGAUUGAUGAAGUGCGGAACAAUGAGGCUCCUCCUGAUGCCCCAAACAUUCCUGAUGCUAAUGAAAUGAAGCAAGAAAAAAGUGAUCUGGAAUUCACCUGUGAGCUAGACGAGUAUGCCGUCUUGAUACGAGAGCUUAAGACCAGUGGGAUCAUCAAAGAUCAUCGGAAAGGCCUUUCAACCUACAAGAACACAUUCCAGGCUAGAGAGUUUGUCGACUGGAUAGUAAAGGCAAAAUCAUUUGAGGACCGAUCCACUGGGAUUGUAAGCGGGCAGGAUCUGAUCGAUCGAGGUUUUGCGAGUACUGUGAAAGGAUUUCAUGACGGACGGUUUGAAGACAAUGAUAGCCUUCUAAGAUUGCUAGAACAUGAUGAGAAUACUGCUCUCAAUUCAGGAUUGUCAAGUGAAUGUGAAGCUAGACCUGCUUCAGAUCUUGGGGAAGACAUGAGGAAGCUUAUUCUCUCUCUGUACAAUGAAUAUCUUUCUUCAGAUGGUAAGAGAGUGAAUUACAAGGGUAUUGCAGCGAGUUCACAAUUCCAGACUUACACCCGGAUGACUGCGCAGCUCUACAGAGUGGAUGUGAAGUCCGCUUCUCGGGAGGAGAAGAUUGCUUUCUUUAUUAACAUUUACAACGCCCUUGUCAUUCACGGCUAUGUCUCCUCUGGACCCCCAAAGAAUCUGUGGCAGAGAUACAAGUUCUUCAACUAUGUGAGCUACAUUAUUGGUGGUCAACUAUAUUCUCUCAACGACAUUGAGAAUGGAAUCCUGAGGGCGAACAGGAAGCCACUAGGCUCCCUCUCCAGACCCUUCUCAAAGAGCGAUCCUCGCCUCCAGGUGGCGCUAGACCAGCCGGAACCGCUCAUCCACUUUGCGUUGGUCUGUGGAGCUAAGAGCUGUCCACCAAUCAAGACGUACUCAGGCAAAGAUGUUAUGAACGAGUUACAGUUAGCAGCAGAAGCUUUCCUGGAAGGGUCUGAUGGGUGCCAGGUCAUUGUGGACAAAAAGGAGGUUAAGUGCAGCCAGAUCUUCAAGUGGUACAGAGAGGACUUUGGCAGGAACGAUAAAGACGUUGCUGUAUUUAUAUCCAAGCACAUGGGAGAGAGUGAGAAGAAGAAAUCACUGCUGCAGGUCAUAGGUCACAAGGACUACAAGGUCAGUUAUAUGAAGUACAACUGGGGUAUCAACUCCCAAUAGAGAAUGGCUUUUCAACGCCUAUUGGAAAACACUUCUAUGCACAAUAUUUUUCUAUGAAUGAGUUUACAGUAUCAUGCCAAAAAUAACUAUCGACAUUUCAGGUAAAGUCAACUGGAAUUAGAUUUAUACUGAAUAUUUUUUUGUUUUGUAAGAAGCGAAAACAACAAUAAAUUAAAUUUGGAUCAAUCUUGAUGAAUAAUAGUAUGGUUGAUUCUGGGACGAUAUUGAAUGAAGAGCAUACAGUUCAAAAUAUUGAGACAUUCAGAGCUUCAGACAAGUUAAUAAAAAUCAUCAUUUCAAGUCGACCCUCUGCUCCAAAGAUUCCCUGAGGUCGAAUUGAUUUUUUAGACCAGAUUAUUCAAAACAUGUUACCUCUUCUAAGUCAAGGUUUCUGUAGUUGCUGGUUAUAUCAUAUAUUCAUUUUGUGUACAUGUAUGAUUGCAGAAGUGUUUAUAGUCAUAAGAUUUAAUUCUAAUACUAAUAAUGAAUUUUAUUCAUAGAAAUCCAUAAAGCCUUUGAAAUGCACAGGGAAGUAAUGUUGAUAUCAUAUUGUAUUUUUUUUCAAAUCAGAUUGCGAUUAAGAAGGCCACAAAGAGUAUCUAGAUUAUGAUACUUUUAUUUCUAAAUUUAGAGCAGAAAUUCAAAAUUCUGGAAUAAAUGAUUAAUAUUUUCAUUAUUAUUACUUAUAAAGAACUUUUGCGUAUAUUUAUAGUAUGAUCAUUGUGGAUAAAGCACACAAUCUUCUUGAAAAAUUAAUGUGCAAUUUAGCGUUUUGGCCAUUGGUACCAUCAUCUAUCAUGUUUGCUGAUUUUUGCCGUAAUGGUGUGGUCGACAGCCAAGAUCCUGAGGCCCUAGCCUGGGCCACAUAUGGUCUACCAAAAACAACCGAUCAGAGGUGGUAAAGUGUACAUGUAUUCUUAAAUAUCAAUUGAUAAUUGGCAUGUUAUCAAGGAGUUAUUGUGAAUUUAUGAAUUUAUCAAGUACAUAUUAAAGAAUUCCUAAGAUAUCUUUAUUUAGUUUGUAUAAAUAUGUGAAAUGUUAGAGUAGGUGCUUGAUAUGACAAGUUUAUUGUAUUUUGUGAAAGCGAAGUUUCUCCAUUUUUAUUGCCCGAUAUUGUCAUUAGUUGCUAUUUUCCAGUCCAAGCUGUGUUGUUGUAUGAUUGUAAUUGUUGUGUCAAAGUAAUUUGUAUAUGUUGAAUAAAUAAUUUCAGUCCCCCUCC
Messenger RNA from Lytechinus variegatus (green sea urchin), 2901 nucleotides. RefSeq lists its product as uncharacterized. NCBI's taxonomy places the organism in Eukaryota, Metazoa, Echinodermata, Echinoidea, Temnopleuroida, Toxopneustidae. Gene Ontology annotation, molecular function: electron transfer activity. Bases 183 to 1682 code for a protein of 499 amino acids. The record is from RefSeq and is a predicted model, not a curated record. Gene Ontology annotation, biological process: cell redox homeostasis; intracellular signal transduction. The transcript is spliced from 9 exons.